AUGAGCGCACCAACAGGACUGAUUAGAUCUGGUCAUGCUGCUUCCAUCCUGCCAUCGGUUGUGUCUCCCGCCUCGGCACCUGCUCCCGCCCUGUGCCUCCUCUCCACGUUCCUGCUCGCUUCUCUACCUGCCUGCCCGCCUACCUGCUUCCCCGCUCGCUUGCUUCCCGUUUUCCCUUCCUGCUUGCCCGCUCGCUUGCCUGCCCGCUCUCCUGCCUGCUUGCCUGCCUGCUCGCUUGGCCGCUUGUCUGCCCGCUUAACUGCCUGCCUGGCUGCAUCCAGGCUGGUGACGGAUAGGGAGAGCGGCAAGCCCAAGGGGCUGGUGACAGACAGGGAGAGCGGCAAGCCCAAGGGGUACGGGUUCUGCGAGUACAGGGACGAGGAGACAGCACAGAGUGCCCGGAGGAACCUCAACGGAUACGACAUCAACGGCCGGCAGCUCAGGGUUGACUUUGCCGAGAGCGACAAGAGCGGCCAGCAAACGGGAAAAGGAGGACCCAGUGCUCCAGGAACCCAAGGAUACGGGUCCGCUCAACAGCAGCAGCAACAGGAACAGCAGCAUCCUGGCCGUUACCCCUACCAGCAUCAGCAGCAGCGCCGCUCCCCUCAACCAGACCCCUCAAUAUCCCAACAAUCGUGUCCGUCUCCCCCGUUAGAGUCACUCACUCAGCCCAUUGGGUUCCCCGCUGCGAUAGAAGCAGCUUUCUUUGUAGCACAAGCGCUGGGAGCGCCGCCACCAGUGGUGGUGAGAAAGCCGGGGACAGGAGACAUGGCAACGCCAGGAGGUGGGGAUGCUGAGUCAGCAGACCCGUUGACCAAUCAGCUCGCAGGGAUGUCCAAGCAGCAACUAUACGACCUGCUGGCUCAGAUGAAGGUGCUGAUUCAGACCAACCGGUCGCAAGCACGAGCCAUUCUGGUGGAGAACCCUCAGCUGGCCAAAGGCCUGUUUCAAGCCCAAGUGAUGCUAGGGAUGGUGAAGGCGACUGGCCCUGCAGCACCAGAAACGGCACCGCAGCCACCUCCAGCUGCCCCAUCUCAACAGAGGCCCCAAGGGGGUCCGCCACUCCCCCAAGGCCCCCCUCCCCCACACCAUGGGCGGCAGCAGGAGAUGAGGGGGAGAGGGGGUGGGUAUGGUCGGCCACACCCCUACCAGCAGGACCAAGGCCAGCCUCCAAUGGACCCCUACGGCCAGCCACAAUUCAUGGAUCAGGAGCCACCCCAGCAGCAGCAGCAAAUGCCCCCUCGCCCGCACUGGCAGCACCAACCGGUCCCCCCACACCGCCCCACUCCCCCCCUUCCCCCAGACGCCCCUAUGUAUCCCCUAGACGCGCCCCCGCUCCCCCCCCAUCCCCCCCCCGCGGCUGCCCCUGCAGCAGUGCCUGGGGGUGGGGGGGGCUACAUGGAAGGGCCGUCAGGGGGACCGUUGAGGGGAAUGGGGCGGGGGGCGAGAGGGGGGGAGAUGAGGGGAGGGGAGAUGGGGGGGAUGGGGGGUGGCGGGAUGAGAGGGAUGGGGGGCGGGCCUGGGUAUGGGCCAGGGGGAGGGGGAGGGGGAGGAGGUGGGGGAGGGUAUGGAAGGGGAGGGAUGCCAGAACCGCCACUGCCAUCACCAGCUGCUGCUCCUGCUGCUCCUGAGCCGGUAUUGGACGUGGAGCAACAGAAGGCCCUCCUGGCUCAGGUGAUGAGCCUAACACCUGAGCAGGUGAACGCGCUCCCACCUGACCAACGCGCCCAGGUGCUGCAGCUGCAGCAGGCGCUGGGCAGGUGA
Closterium sp. Naga37s-1 is the source of this 1764-nucleotide messenger RNA. The record is from the annotation of a GenBank genome assembly. Lineage: Eukaryota; Viridiplantae; Streptophyta; Zygnematophyceae; Desmidiales; Closteriaceae.